GCCGUUGCCGCUGCCGGUGCCAACGUCGCUGGCCGAGCCACCUCCUUCGGCCACUGUCGCAUGCUGCCACCUCCCGCUACUCCGAUGCAUUUCACUCGCGCAUUGCGAUGGCUCGGUGCUCCGGAUAAAAGUCAUAUGGGAUAUUAUAACCAAUUCAGUGGAUUAUCAGAUCGGAUGGGACGGGGCUUUUCAGUGAUCAGAUUGGUUCUGGAUCAACCCCAUCCCGAUCCAAAUCCAUUCUGCUUGCAGGCAGACAGGAGAUGGUACUCCCUCUUCUCCAACCCCUUUGGAACUCCUCUGCUGGAUGGCCAGAACCAGCAGUUGAGGUCCGUGGCCACGAAAAAUCUUCUUGGUGCUUGCUCUGGCAUUUGCCCUUCCCCCAGCUUCAGUUACAAGCCAUUGAAAUCCUUUGCCGCUCCGGUGAAGCCAUACCGGAGUGCCUUUGGAACUCCUUUGUGGAAUCGGCAAAACCAAUUGUUGAGGUCCAUGGCCAGGAAGAAUCUAUUUGGUCCCUGCUUUGCUGUGCAUUCCUCAUCUUCGAGCUUCAAUUACACCCCUGUGAGAUCCUUUGCGGCUCCAGUGCAGGCUAAACUGAAGUCAAAACCAGCUCUAGAUUCAAAUGUGGGGCCUAGGCUUAAUGCAGCGAUCACUGCACCAUAUGUUCGGCUUGUCACUGAUGAGGGUCACGGCAUUGUUUCAAGAAGAGAAGCACUUGAUCGUGCAACAAAGCUCGAACUUGACUUAGUUGAGGUUCAAAGAAAUGCAAAUCCACCUGUUUGCAAGAUUAUGGACUUCCAUAAGGAGAAGUUCAAACAAGAAGUAAAGGAAAAGGAACGUGCCAAAAGCAAGUCGUCAAUUGCAAUGCGGGGCGGGGAUCACAAAGAAGUUCGGUUUAAAGGAAAAAUUGAUUUAAGAGACUUGAAAAUUAAAGCAGAUUUGGUUAUAAGAUUGAUGGAACGUGGUUACAAGAUAAAGUGUACAGCUAUGCCCUCAAGCAAAGAAGAGGAAGACUUGGGUGGGCUCAUAUCACAACUUUUACCUCUGAUAGAAGAUGUUUCAGUUAUAGAAAGUGGUCCACAUGUAGAUACAAGGCAAGCAUAUGUGAUUGUCAAGCACGCUAAGUUUGGAACAAAGAAGUCUGGAAAGAAAGUCAGCAAGGUCGUGGAAACAGCAGCCAAAGGGUUUCAAGGAGCUGUUUCUCACACUCCUGAAGCACUUACCAGUACGAGCCAAGAUGGGAAGGUACUCCAAAGUGAAGAAUGGGAUCCCGUUGAUUGCAGUUCAGAGGCUGAGGAUGAGGCUCAAGAAAACUUCAAAGAGGAAGCAGAUUGGGAAGUAUUCAACGAUACCAAUGACUCAGGAGAUUUAUUUAAUUUUGAUUCAGAGGGGAGUAGUACUCACUCUGGCAUUAGUGGAAAUGCGGAUAAUGCAUCUUCUCGUGCCCGUUUGAUGGAUAAGAACAUCAGUGACACUUCACAUCAUAAGGUCACUCCACCUGUCAGUGGAUUUACAGUUCCAGGGCCUGGACUAGGCUCAUUGAGAUCUGUUGUUGAAACUUCCGAGGAACCUUCAGUUGUGGAUGAUAAUCGAUAUAGAAAACGAACUGUGGUGAAGGGGAGGUUUCACCAGCCAUACUUGUCAGAGAGAAAUAAUGCAGCACCUUAUUUUAGAGCAGCAACGAAUCAAGGGAGGACACAGCAGGAACCUAUGAGAACUGAAGGUCAAGGACGUCGGGUUGAUGCAAAGCAACCACAGUUCUAUGCCGCUACUCCUCCUUCACCAUCAAGCCCUGGGAUUUCCAAAGUUGCAAGAACUCCUGAUGGCAGAUCUGGAGAUGGAACUACGACCAAGGCUGAUGAUACUGAUUCACCAUCUAAAGGUUAUGGAAUUUUCAGUUUGAAGAGUCCUGCAACUGGUAAUGGAAAGAGCCAAGCAAGUUUAAAUAUUGGUAAACCUGGUGAUAUUGGAUCUCAUGCGCCAAAUUAUGGAAUUUUCAGUAGUUCUAAAGUUCCUAACAGUGAAAUGCGAAACUCAGGAGGUGAGACUACUGCAAAGAAUAAGAAUCCGUCUUCACCAACACCCGGUUAUGGAAAUUUCAGCACUAAAAAACCAGCUGUCUCCAGUGAUCAGCACUCUGGAGAUUCUCCUCCAGGUAAAUCUGGCAGUUCUACCCCUCCGACUCGGGGAUACGGAAUUUUUAGUGCUACCAAAUCUGCAUCAUCCGGUAACUAGGGGAACUAGGAAGUGAUAUAAUCAGUUUGCAAGAGGAUCUAGUGGUCUCUUGUGAGUGCCUUGAAAUAUUCUAGACUGGACACUCAAAAAACUCAGAGAUUAGAAAUACCACAAUAAUCAAAGAGGAGAGUGAGAUGAAUCACCAUCGUUCAAGAACUUUUGACAGUGCAAGAAAAGCCCGAUUCACAGGGUGUAAUACAUCAGUUUAGGUAUUUUUAGUACAUAAUUUUCUUUUUGGUUCUACAUUUCAACCAGAUGAAUAAUGCAGCCAUAUUGGUUGAUGAUUUUUCGUUUACUUUAUUGUAACGAGCCUGGUUGAACUCUUGUUGCAUGGCAUCAUGCAUCUCCAUCUACAAAUUCUUUGUGAUAUGGUUUGUUCUUUUAAGAGGGAUAAUUAUAGUCCAUCUACAAAUCUGCUAUGUGUUACAUUUAUUUAUCUCAUAUUUAUUUAUGAGGUGAGUUGGAUACA
This is a messenger RNA of Musa acuminata subsp. malaccensis (wild Malaysian banana), 2701 nucleotides long. Its product is annotated as translation initiation factor IF3-1, mitochondrial. Gene Ontology annotation, molecular function: translation initiation factor activity; ribosome binding. The record is from RefSeq and is a predicted model, not a curated record. Gene Ontology annotation, biological process: translational initiation; ribosome disassembly. Lineage: Eukaryota; Viridiplantae; Streptophyta; Magnoliopsida; Zingiberales; Musaceae.